This is a messenger RNA of Colletotrichum navitas, 288 nucleotides long. RefSeq lists its product as uncharacterized. NCBI's taxonomy places the organism in Eukaryota, Fungi, Ascomycota, Sordariomycetes, Glomerellales, Glomerellaceae. The record is from RefSeq and is a predicted model, not a curated record. The transcript has a single exon. The annotation marks the transcript as partial.
UUAGAAUUCUUCGCCAUUCCUGUCCUCUCUCUUUUUGCAGUCGUAACUCUGGCCUUGCCUAAUGACCUUGAUGCCCAUGCCGUUGAGGCCCGCUUGGACUGCAGCCAAAUCUCGCCAGCCCGCAACCGCGACGAUGUCAUUGGACAGACUCACUGCUGCUGCGGCGGCAGCCAGGUAGAAAAGUUUGAUCUCUAUAUUUGCCCUGAUGCAAACGCGACUAUUGUAACUCCUUGCGUUUUCCGUUUCUUUUCUAACUAUAUAGCUAUGUCAAGUACGUUGUCAAACUAA